AUGCUUGCUUGGUUCAAGUUCAGUCACUCUCCCUCUUUCAACGUGUUGUCUGCGAAACUCAGAAUGCACCCUUUCAAAUACCGGCUCGAGGACCUCUGUAUCUCGGUCUCCGCCGUUGACGUGGGCGCCGCUUCGCCCGUGUUCCUCUCGUUUUCCGCCUCCUCGCCGCCUGGGGGAAAACACUCUGCCUCUGCCGUGCCUCGGCUUCUCCAACUUUCUCACCUCCCACUCCGUUUUGAAGCUUUCGCGUGCACCUUUGUCGCUUGUCCGUUUGGCCUCCCCGACUUCUCCUAG
Molecule: messenger RNA, 294 nt
Organism: Laccaria bicolor S238N-H82
Lineage: Eukaryota; Fungi; Basidiomycota; Agaricomycetes; Agaricales; Hydnangiaceae
Exons: 1
Coding region: 1-294 (97 amino acids)
Source: RefSeq, a predicted model, not a curated record